Molecule: messenger RNA, 3609 nt
Organism: Phytophthora infestans T30-4
Lineage: Eukaryota; Oomycota; Peronosporomycetes; Peronosporales; Peronosporaceae
Product: DNA-directed RNA polymerase II 135 kDa polypeptide
Exons: 1
Coding region: 1-3609 (1202 amino acids)
Biological process (GO): DNA-templated transcription
Cellular component (GO): RNA polymerase II, core complex
Molecular function (GO): ribonucleoside binding; DNA binding; DNA-directed RNA polymerase activity
Source: RefSeq, a predicted model, not a curated record
AUGAGCUGGGAGAACCCGAUCGACAGCGACACAGAGCGGGACGAUGCCGGCGAUAUGGGCCUGGCAGCUGGCUCGGCUGUGUCUCAGGAAGACGCGUGGGCCGUGAUCUCCAGUUACUUUGAGGAGAAAGGUCUCGUGCGCCAACAAUUGGAUUCGUUCGAUGAGUUCAUCCAGAACACGAUGCAGGAGCUCGUAGACGACUCUCGCUCCAUCCGCAUCAACCCGGAAGCGCAAUACGCGCCCGGUCAGGCCAAGACCAACACAGACACCAUCUACAACAUCUCGUUUGGCCAGAUCUACCUGUCCAAACCCACAAUGACCGAAGCUGACGGCUCCACGAGUGUCAUGUUCCCGCACGAGGCGCGUCUGCGUAAUCUCACGUACUCGGCGCCGUUGUACGUCGACGUAGUGUGUCAAAAGUACCAGGCUCCUUCCUCAGGGCCCGCUAAUCUUGAAGAUAUGGAGCCGUACGACCAGGUGGAGACUCCCAAGGAGUUCAUCGGCAUGGUCCCCAUCAUGCUGCGCUCCCAGUACUGUGUAUUGACCCACAAAACAGACAAGGAGCUGACAGAACUCAACGAAUGUGUGUAUGACCAAGGCGGCUACUUCAUUAUCAACGGCAGUGAGAAGGUUCUGAUCGCCCAAGAGCGAAUGAGCAACAACCACGUCUACUGCUUCCGAAAGAACGCUGCGUCCAAGUACAGCUGGGUCUGUGAGACCCGCUCCCACGUCGAGCACGGGGUGCGUCCCACCAGUACAAUGUACGUGCAGAUGUACCAGAAGGGCGGCGGUAAGAGCGCCAUCACAGGCAACCAGAUCCGCGCUGUCAUCCCAUACAUUCGUCAAGAUAUCCCCGUGGUCAUCAUCUUCCGUGCACUUGGCUUCGUGGCUGAUCGCGAGAUCCUGGAGCACAUUUGCUACGACUUCUCGGACGCUGAGCUCAUGGAGCGCUUCAAAUCUUCGCUAGAAGAAGCUUUUGUCAUCCAGGAACAGGAAGUGGCGCUGGAUUUCAUCGGUCGACGUGGUAGCGCCAUCAAUGUGAGCAAAGCCGAUCGUAUCCGCUAUGCGCAGGACAUUUUACAGAAGGAAAUGCUGCCUCACGUGGGUGUGGAGGACCAUAAUGAGACCAAGAAGGCCUAUUUCCUCGGCUACGUGGUCCACAAAUUGCUCAUGUGCUCGCUGGGUCGUAUCGGAGAGGAUGAUCGUGACCACUACGGCAACAAACGCCUGGAUCUGGCUGGUCCUCUGCUCGGAGGUCUGUUCCGUAUCCUGUUCAAGAAACUCACCAAGGACGUCAAGUCAUUCCUGCAGAAAUGUGUGGACAACGGCAAGGAUUUCAACUUGACGCUGGCUAUUCGCUCUCGUACGAUCACUAACGGACUGCGGUACUCGCUGGCUACCGGUAACUGGGGCAUGCAGAAGAGCGCAUCGAAGGCUGGUGUCUCGCAGGUGCUGAACCGACUGACGUACGCGUCGUCACUGUCUCACUUGCGUCGCUUGAACACUCCUCUGGGUCGUGAAGGUAAACAGGCUCAACCUCGUCAACUACACAACACGCAUUGGGGUAUGAUCUGUCCGGCCGAGACGCCGGAGGGCCAAGCUGUCGGUCUCGUGAAGAAUCUGGCUCUGAUGGCUUACAUCUCGGUGGGCUCGCCUCAAGCUCCGAUUCUGGAGUUCCUGGAGGAGUGGGCGACUGAAAAUUUGGAAGAGAUUAAGCCCCAGAUCAUCCCACACUCGACGAAGAUCUUCGUGAACGGCAACUGGGUGGGAGUGCAUCGAGAGCCGAAUGAGCUGAUCCGUACGCUGCGAUCGCUGCGUCGCUGUGUGGAUAUCGACGCUGAAGUGUCGGUCAUUCGCGACCUGAUGAACAAGGAGCUGCGCAUCUACACGGACGCCGGUCGGGUGUGUCGUCCGCUGUUCAUUGUAGAAGACAACCAGCUUUUGCUGCAGAAGGAGCAAGUGGUGAAGCUGCAGAACCACAAGAUCACAAACUACCGCUGGCACAACUUGCUGACGGAUGGCGUGGUGGAGCUCAUCGAUACGGAAGAAGAGGAAGUGUGUAUGAUUGCUAUGGAGCCAAAGGACGUCGGCACGGGCUCGCAAAUCCACACGCACUGCGAGAUCCACCCGUCCAUGAUCCUCGGUAUCUGCGCCAGUAUCAUCCCGUUCCCGGAUCACAACCAGUCCCCGCGUAACACGUAUCAGUCUGCUAUGGGUAAGCAGGCCAUGGGCAUCUACUGCUCUAACUUCCGUGCAAGAAUGGACACCAUGGCCAAUGUACUGAAUUACCCGCAGAAGCCUCUGGUUACCACGCGUGCGAUGGAGUAUUUGCACUUCCGAGAGCUGCCGUCGGGUAUCAACGCUAUCGUGGGGAUUGCGUCGUACACGGGCUACAACCAGGAAGAUUCUCUGAUUAUGAACCAAAGCGCGAUCGACCGUGGCUUCUUCCGUUCUACGUUCUACCGCUGCUACAUUGACCAGGAACGGAACAAGAGUCCACACGGCGGCCCUGGCGGAGGCGCAGGUGGCGCCAACUGCGAAGAGUUCGAGAAACCUUCGCGUGAGAACUGCCUGGGACUGCGUCACGGCAGCUACCACAAGCUGGAUAACGACGGUUUGGUCGCUCCUGGCACUCGCGUCAGUGGCAACGACAUUAUCAUCGGGAAGACGUCGCCACUGCCGCAGUCCGAAGACUCGUCACUCGAGCAGCGUCACCAGAAACGUGACGCGAGCACAGCGCUCCGCUCACACGAGAAUGGAAUCAUCGACAGCGUCAUGUUGACGACGAACGCGGAUGGCUUCAAGUUCACGAAGGUGCGCUUCCGCAACAUUCGUGUUCCUCAGAUUGGUGACAAGUUUGCGUCGCGUCACGGACAGAAGGGUACGAUUGGUAUGACGUACCGUCAGGAAGACAUGCCGUUCACGGUGGAAGGAAUUACGCCCGAUAUCGUUGUCAACCCUCACGCUAUUCCGUCGCGUAUGACGGUGGGGCAUCUGGUCGAGUGUCUGCUGGGUAAAGUGUCGUCUCAAACUGGUGACGAAGGUGACGCCACUCCGUUCACGGAUGUCACAGUCCAAGCUAUUGCCGACACACUGCACAAUUUGGGCUACCAGAAACACGGCAACGAGGUCAUGUACAGCGGCCACACUGGUCGUCGCCUCACAGCGCAGAUCUUCAUCGGACCCACGUUCUACCAGCGUCUGAAACAUAUGGUCGACGACAAGAUCCACUCGCGCUCUCGUGGUCCUGUGACCAUGUUGACGCGUCAGCCCAUGGAAGGUCGCGCUCGCGAAGGUGGUCUGCGUAUGGGAGAGAUGGAGCGCGAUUGUCUGAUCUCGCACGGCUCGGCCAACUUCCUCAUGGAUCGUUUGUUCGCAAACUCGGACGCGUAUCGUGUGCACGUGUGCGAUAUCUGUGGCAUCAUUGCUAUUGCCAAUCUGCGGAAGAUGACGUUCGAGUGCCGCACAUGCCGCAACAAGACGCAGAUCUCGCAGGUCCACAUCCCAUACUCGUGCAAGUUGCUCUUCCAGGAACUCAUGGCCAUGUCCAUCGCGCCUCGCUUGUUCACGCUGGGCAACCCAAACGGUCCCAAGCCUCGCCAAGCGUAG